AUGGAUGUUUGCCAGCACGAGCCGGGAUCGUUUGCAUCCGGGCAAACACAUCAGGAAGACCCUGCUACUGAGCAGGCUUUGCCUAAUGCUGUGCCUCAGCCUGAUGCAGCUCCUGAAGAAGACAUUGACGAGGGCAGGGCCGCCUAUCGACCUGGCGGUUUCCAUUCGGUAUACAUUGGCGAUGUCUUUGACGAAAGAUGGAAAGUUUUGAACAAAAUCGGAUAUGGCCGCUACUCGACUGUGUGGCUUGUCAGGGAUUUACAAGCCAGCGCUGCGUACUACGGCCCAGGCAAAGAGACGUUUGAGAUGGAUAUUCUUACCCAUCUUCGCGAUGGAGAUAAGAGCCAUCCGGGCUAUCCCUUUGUCUGCCACCUUCUUCACGACUUUCAGCAUCAAGGCCCGAAUGGCACACACAAAUGCUUUGUCUUUGAACUCAUGGGAGAGACACUCCGCAGCUUUGGCACCUUGUUUCGUGAAAACAUGAUACCAGAGCCGGUCAUGCGGAAGUUCAUAAUACAGCUUCUUGUAGCACUUGAUUUCGCUCAUGACCACAGCGUUGUCCAUACAGAUAUCAAGCCCGAUAACAUUUUUGUCAAGUUUCACGUUACUCGCGUGAUCGAGUUCGAUGUGGCGCUAGGUGACUGGGGACGAACUACCCUUCGCUCUCCUGAGGUCCUCAUCGGUGCUCAUUGGGACGCAUCUACUGACUGGUGGAACUUGGGCGCUGUAGUUUUGGAAGUCUACCGGGCUGUGCGAAUGUUCGACGGCAGAGGCCCUCCCGACGGACGAUACUACGUUAAGGAACACCUCUUUGAGAUUGUUGACCUCUUCGGGCCAUUCCCGAAGAGCUUUCUCGACAAAGGGAAUCAAGAGCUUGUCCAUGAUCUGUUCGACAAUGAGGGGCGUAUAAAGGAUCACGAGCCUUUUACCCGUCCCGGCCUCUCAUCUGAGGCUUUUAUGCUUGGUUUAUCACAGGAACAGAGAGAUGAUUGCGCCUCGUUUCUCAAAUUCUUGAUGAAGAUUGAUCCUGCAGAGCGUCCGUCGACAACGGAUCUUUUGCGACAUCCUUGGCUGAAUGCAUUACCACCAGCUAAAUGA
This is a messenger RNA of Trichoderma citrinoviride, 1098 nucleotides long. RefSeq names its product kinase-like protein. The record is from RefSeq and is a predicted model, not a curated record. The transcript has 5 exons. Gene Ontology annotation, biological process: protein phosphorylation; spliceosomal complex assembly; regulation of mRNA processing. Gene Ontology annotation, molecular function: protein kinase activity; ATP binding. NCBI's taxonomy places the organism in Eukaryota, Fungi, Ascomycota, Sordariomycetes, Hypocreales, Hypocreaceae. Bases 1 to 1098 code for a protein of 365 amino acids.